Molecule: messenger RNA, 1552 nt
Organism: Lobosporangium transversale
Lineage: Eukaryota; Fungi; Mortierellomycota; Mortierellomycetes; Mortierellales; Mortierellaceae
Exons: 1
Coding region: 155-1369 (404 amino acids)
Source: RefSeq, a predicted model, not a curated record
AUUGAUGAUAGAAAUGUUUAUUAACUCAUUCCUAUAGACUGUGACAGAACACCAGACAUCAUCAGCAGCAUCAAGUGGAUUAAUAGGCAACAUUGAAGGCUCGGAAGUAGCAUCUAAUUCAAUAUUAAGCGAGCCGAUUUUACACGAAUCGAUUAUGCGACAGUCGCAAGACGAGAAAAAGCCACCUGAGCACCAGACAGAGCAUUGUAUAAUACCAUUCUCAUCGUCUCAACAUACUGAAAAAAAAUUAAGUCGAUUCCCUAUUACGAAGAACGAAAAAGGCACCCAGGAACGCUUAAUGAUUGAUCUCGAGCAGAUAUAUGUUGCUGUGGAUGAAUUUUCGAUUGAAGAAAUUAGAGCGAGACAAUCAUGCUAUGCAUCUGAUAUCAAUACUGAGGAGAACUCAGGGAGGCCGCACUCAAGGCCACCAGACAAACGUCCAAACACAGGCAAUCAACAAAGCGAUAAAUACCACUGUAUCCCAGUAGCUCCAUCACCACAAACCCUAAAUUAUAGCACUGAAGAUAGCAAUACUCAACAAUCUUCGCAGGCCAAGUCUUUACUGCAUACAAGCCCAAAGGAUUUUGACGACCGGGUUUUUGACACAGCUAGACGUAUGACUGCAUCAUCUCCCACUCUGCAUACCAAAUAUGCGUCAGCAGAGAUGAACAAGAUCUUUAGUGAUCGAUCGCGCUCAAGGCGAAGUAUGGAUUCACAGUGGAGCGCUGAAGACAGUCAAGGCGUCGAGGAAGAUGAGCUGGAAAAGUUUACAAUGGCUUAUUCAAUCCCAAACAUCCCUUGGGAGUUUACUACUCCAUCAUACGAGAUUCUGGAGAACGAAAUUCAAGACGGAUACGAUGAAGAUGAUGACCAGGCUAGGGAUAAAACAGAGGAUUUUCUUAGGAAAUUAGAACAGGGUUUUCCAUCGACAAUCACGCAGGAUAUUGAGGCACUAAAGAGGAAGCGAGCUGAAGAAGGAGAAAGCAAUAGAUUGUCAUUUCUUCCAAAUAAGAGAAGUCCCUUCAGAUCCGAUCCUAGUCGUAGACAGUCUGAUAUCACCAUGGUCAUCGAACAAAAGGUUCGCCAGAUGCAACAACACCAACAUCACCAAAUGGAAGAACAAGUAGAGGACACAUGGCGCUAUGUAAGUGAAGAAGCAAGCUACGUUGAAGAUAGCGAAUCUAUGGGCAUGAGAAGCCACAGUCUGCAGGAUACAGAAAACGCGUCCUCAAUAGGAAACGAUAUCCCAUCCACACGAACGCUUCAAGUUUUUUGCGACGAUACAGGAAAUCUUGACUCUGAUUUAAAUAUUCCCAUGCUUGAAGAUGAGGCACCUCCGCCUUUUUUAGAUCACGAAGAUUUACUUUAGCAAAACUUGAACACGCCUUUUUUGUCAAGUUUCAGACUUUUUUUUUUUUUUGUCUUGCGUAGUAUAUUAAGCACAUCGGCAGGUUGCUAUUAAAAUUAUUCUGCUUAUUUUAUCGCACAAUAUUUUUCUUAGCCUUUACUCAUUCAAAUGCACAUGCGCCUGUGUGCAUUCUACCUGUUUUAU